Messenger RNA from Porites lobata, 4034 nucleotides. Lineage: Eukaryota; Metazoa; Cnidaria; Anthozoa; Scleractinia; Poritidae. The record is from the annotation of a GenBank genome assembly.
AGGGGUUAAAAAGGUAAAGUCAUUGAUGUUUCUAGAGUUUGGCUUUCACGCUCACCAGACACGGUUAAACAUUGGUUUUCUUCUUGAGCGCUUACGUUGGUCGGCAAGUGUCUUAAACCAAGAACGAAAUGUUUGGAACAAUCGGCGGUGUGGCUUUAAUAAAGUUGGUGUUGCUGUCCUGUCUCUUCUGUUGCAUCCGAAGCGCCAGCAAAGUAGCCUCAGCUAAGGUAGGGUUAAAAAAGAAAGAUUUAUUCCAUUAAGAUGUCCUUUAGACAAUGUUAAUUUCCUCUUGGAGACUUUCGAUAACCGUCACUUACGAUAGCUUUGAUUUCAGGUCAUUAACGUGUUCCUUCGUAGUUAUCACAAUAUUCUCCACCAGUUACAACUGAAGGUUGCUGGACCCCUUGCUGACAUACUUAGUAGAAAAAAUUUUGAUACGAUAGGAGCGCAACCACUUACACAUACUUGGAAGAUCUCCACAGAGUUUAACCAUCAUCAUCAUCAUCAUCAUCAUUAUUAUUAGUAGUAGUAGUAGUAUUACUAUUUAUCAUGUACAUUUUGAAACUAGUUUAACCAACGAUACAGGUUUGAACAGGCAUGUUUGCUUAACCCAGGGAUAAAAGAGAAGCCUCCGUUUAUAAAUUUAUAAUAAAAGCAAUCAACUUUAAUAUAACUCUCAGCCACUCAAAAGAAAUCUCAUAAUCCCUACGUUGGCUUAGGAACCUUUUGAGGAAGGGGCUGGGUGAUUAAGGAAAAACUCCCAUCAAGGUAAAAGUGUAUGUCAAAGAAAUCAAUAUGCAUUACGUCCGAUCACAGUAGUUAAAGCCUGGAAAAUAAUUUUUCCCCUCUGCGAAGUUAUAGGUCAGUCCGUGAAUGUAAUGUUACCUUCGGUAGCAGCCAAUUUACAGGUAACGAUUUCUAAGGUCAAUAUUUCUGUCUAAAGGAAAGACCUGAAAGGAAGAUCGGCCCGACUUUUGUGUUCGCCGUAAACCUAUUAUAUUUAGCUUAUGUCUUCUUAUUGGACCCAGGUGAACAGUUCCUUGUAAUUAUACACUCCAACAUCUGAUAGAAGAUUUUGCUACAAGGUGCUGUUUGUUUUUUGGGGGAACAGACCUAGGACAGCAAGUAACGUAUUUAACCUUUUUCACUUCUAAUAACUUUAAUUCUUUAAUCAUAAACGGUGCAGGACGUGUGCAGGGGCUGUGUAGUGCACUCACUGAGAAACGUAAACUUAAAGGUUGCGACAACUUUUUUCAAAAGUUAAAGGCAAACUAGGGCUCCCAAAGGGACGAGUCUGUCGGCAGAAGAAACGAGAACUCUAUCAUUAGACGAGCUUUUAUGGCCAAGAUAGAGAAACUGUAAACAGACGCAUCAAACUUCUUUCAAGCGUCAUUCAGGGUACCAAAUAUGGGGGAAAUAAGUAGCAGACUGAAAAAUUCUUGACUGGCAAUGCAAGAAAUGAUUGAAAACACGAAUACCAAAUCAAUAGAACAUGUACGACAACAACACUUCAGUUUUAUUCAAGAAAGGCGACUAGUGUGCUUAAACUGUUUCUAAAAGUUCCUUCAUAACGUUUUUCUUGUGUUUGCGUUCUUUUCAGCCGGCUUCGUUCGUUCGAAAUGGCGAAUACUAGAUAAACGUACCUCGAAGCAAGACUUUCGCUUAAAGCUCUCUUUUCACAGCUGAGACGACAAUUGAGUAUUCACUAGGUUUUUUCCUUUCAUUAGCAGACAGAAAAAAUGUUUAAUAAGCUUACCCAUGUGUAUUUUUAACCUGAUAACAGGAGGCCAUUCAUCGCGCGUCUUAAAUCUUGAAAACGUGCAUCAUAUUAGGUAACAGGAAAUAAUUACGCCCGAGAUUAUAAACAAAGACAAAAAAAGACAAACAAUCGAGCCCACCUGGAAGACAGUAAAUGAGGUCAGAAGAGCACUUUGUUGUAAAAGCCUGGGCCUGCAUGAAUUUUCAAAAACGCAGCCGUCUAUGAAUUCCGUUCGCGCGAUGCUUUCCUCAACCAUAAAUAAAUAAACGAACCAUCAAAUUAAAAUCAACUUUGAACAGCAAAAGAAACUUAAUAGAAGCUUUAUCUCAUGUUGUGAAAGCAUUUACGCAACGUUUCACGUUUUUCUGUCGAGACGCAAGGAAUAAUACAAUUACAGGAAAUUACGCGAUUUUUAUUGAAUAGUCGUUAAUAAUUUUAGAUUAGGUAACCGUGCAAUAAUUUUUUUCUCACGACCUUAUGUUUCGACUGUCGCUUAGCAACUGGGCUGUUUUGCUUUCGUUUGGUCUUACGAAAUUAUUUAUUUCACAGAAUCCCAGUUUGUGUGCGCAAGGAUUGCCUGGACUUCCCGGACGAAAUGGCGUAAAUGGGCAUAAUGGGUUACCAGGCCGCAACGGUCGAGAUGGUGCCAAAGGUGAGAAAGGCAAGGCAGGUCCCCGUGGACCACGUGGUUUCAAAGGAGAAGCGGGACGAGUUAGAACGGUCGCUGCUGAACAAAGAAACUGGAAGCAGUGCGCGUGGAAAAACGGUGACGGCAAAGCUAUUGGCCUUAUUAAGGUUAGUGCAUGGGAAGCAAUUUAUACAAAUUUCAUUGGUAGAGUCGGUGUUACUGGGCGUAAUUAUUAAUAGCUAUAGAAGCGCUUCUCAAAUUUUCCAGUCCUUAGUUUCCUUUCAUCGGUUAUUCUUGUCUUUAACUCGAUCAAAUAGUCUUUUUAAAUAAAACUUUCUUUAGUUAGUUCACAUGUUGUGUUUGACUGUUUUUCAACUAACCUUAACGCGAAAGUAGUGGGAAAUUCAAAGUUUACCCUUCGUAACUUCGAACUCUACAUCUAUUAUUAUUGGAAUUUCGGUUGUUCAUUCAAUCACUAGUUGUGGGCAUCAGAUACGUAAAAUGAACUUAUCUGAUAGAAAAUCCCUUUUUCAAGCCAUGAACUUUUCCGAAAGCGAAGCGCACAGCUGACCGUGAGUUGUCCUAGGUAGUCUAGGUAGCGUGAGAAAAAAGUUGAUCCUUUUGCCGAGACUUGCUGGGAGUACGAAAAACGGCGAACAGGCAAAACUGGGGCCAAAGAAAAAAAAGAGAAAGCCCGCCUGAUCGCAGGUUACAUCUCAGGUUGACUCAACUUGCCUUCUCAACCGGCCGCCUCCCUCACUCUCCCCCACCCUCUCCCCCACUAGGCAAGAUCGCGACCGUCAUAUAAACUGCAGUCGGCUGAAUUUUUCAAGGAGGAAGUGAAUCAAUCCGAGAGUCAAUCUGAGGUAGGGGUGUCUUAGGUAUCACGGAUAGACCAUAUAAAUGUGGCCUUAGGCAACCGCAGUGCUCAUCGUAGGGCAGACGAAUCAAGGAAUUCUACUGCCUCUCACUUUCAGUGUAAUUUUUUGGCCGGUUAUAAGUGUGACAAAAUAAAUAUACACAUCUUUCUUUGCCUUAUAUCGGUGGCUCUAAGACCGUAAUUACCGCUCUGAACAUAGUCAUAAAAUUUCAACAGAACGUUCAUUACGACUUGAAUAAUAACGUGGUUCACGGUGCUCUGUCUGGCACUGAUCGCUAACAAUAUAAUGCUACGUUUUCAGGAUUGCCAGUUUACUAAAAUUAAAGACAAUACAACUCUUCGUGUUGUAUUCCAAGGAAAUAUCUAUCUGGGAGGUUGCGGGAGCUGCUGCAAGCGAUGGUUUAUCACUUUCAACGGCGCCGAGUGUAGCGGACCUCUGCCUAUUGACGCGGCCCUGUGGAUCAGAAAUAGAAACACAGAUGACUUCAGACAUGGAGCAAUAGAGGGCUACUGUGACAACAUCAGAAAAGGGAAUAUCCGCGUUGGCAUCAACAUUGGAAACUGUCCCGGUUAUGGAAACUCCAAUGGUCACACGGGAUGGAUGUCAGUGUCUCGUUUGAUUAUCGAAGAAGUUCCUCGGUCCCAGCAGUAACGAAUCCAUCGUAUCUCAACAACAUUCUCCAAUAGCUGAGUGCUUGUAGAGUCAUGUUAGGCGUCAAAAAUCGAUAAAAAGAAAUAUUUUAGGCAGAAAUUUAAUCAAACGCAAC